AUGGCCACUAAAUGGUCUUUGAUUCCCCAGGGAAAGUCGAACUCUUCACCAUUAACUUGGCCAUGGAAUUCAACACCUGCCACCAACUUACUAGUCGCCAACUCCAUACGGACCCUAAAAACAUUAGCAAAACUCCCAUUCCAGCCUGUCUCUCUAGAAGAAGUAAAUAACAUCAUCAAGCGCCUACCAUGCAACAAAGCUCCGGGAUCCGAGGAUAUUUCCAACACGACUCUCCGAUACUUCUCUGACAAUACCCUCUUGACGUUGACCAAAUGUUCAACUGCUGCUCAUAUAUCAAUACUUUUCUACUCCAGGAAAUCAGCCAUAGUUAUAAUGAUCUGA
Molecule: messenger RNA, 342 nt
Organism: Macrosiphum euphorbiae (potato aphid)
Lineage: Eukaryota; Metazoa; Arthropoda; Insecta; Hemiptera; Aphididae
Source: the annotation of a GenBank genome assembly